This is a messenger RNA of Nymphalis io (European peacock), 2664 nucleotides long. Its product is annotated as gametogenetin-binding protein 2-like. The transcript has 8 exons. Gene Ontology annotation, cellular component: nucleus; cytoplasm. Lineage: Eukaryota; Metazoa; Arthropoda; Insecta; Lepidoptera; Nymphalidae. Bases 90 to 1949 code for a protein of 619 amino acids. The record is from RefSeq and is a predicted model, not a curated record.
GUGUAUUUCAUUUAAGUUGGCCGUCAUCAGCCGUCAUUUUGUUAUAUUUGUAUAUUUUGUCGGCAAUUUUUAUGUGAUUAAUCAUAAAAAUGGCUAAAUUAGUCGAUAUAUAUAAUUGUGAUAAAGAUCCCGUUAUCAAGAGAAAACAACUGCCGUUAACUAUUUACGACAAUUUAACUAUGAUUAUGGAUCUAAAUACCAUGGGCCUUAUUUUUGAUAGUCCUCAAGUAAAAGGUCGGGAGUAUGAUGAAUUUAUCCGCAAAUACAGAACUCUGACGACAGAUGAAUUAAAGUCGGCACUUAGAGUUGACGCUUCCGAUAUAUUUAAUGUUUUAAAUCAAAGCAUUCCUUGUGUUGGUUGUCGAAGAAGUGUGGAAAGACUUUUUUAUCAAUUAUGUAAAUCAGGACAUCCAACUUUAGAUCCAUUAAUUUUGACACCAGAUGAAAUUAUGACUAUAAGAGAAGAUAAAAUAACAAAUCCACAGUCCUUAGCGACAUUGUUAAAUGGACACAGUUCUGGUCUUGAAUGCCUUAUCUUGAGUCAACCUAGAUGGAAAAAGUCCCAGCGGUGUACAUUACAUUCAUUAGAAGCUGGCACUGCCAGAGGUUGGGGUGCCACAUCUGGCUGUGGUUGGGGCUGGGGUGCGUGGGGGUGGGGUGGUCGCACUGCAUGGUGUGCAGCGUGGGACGCCAUGCGUACCUCAGCAAGAGAACAUGUCACCUUAGUUCAUUUUAACACUUUACAUGAUACUCUUCACAACUAUCUCAGAAAACACAGAUUUUGUGCCGACUGUAAAACUAAGGUAUUAAGAGCUUAUCAGUUAUUAGUUGAAGAGAAAGAGCCACAAAAAGAGAAAGGUUAUGUUGGUGCCUUAUACGGAGGUAUAAAACGGUGUUUGUUAGACAAACAUCUGCACUUACAAGCAAAGACAGACUACAUUGCACACCUUAUAGCUAGAGCUGAGCCUGAACUGUUUGGAAACCAUCGUGAAAAACAUGCCAAAACUUUAGAAAUUGCACAGGAAGAGGUCCUAAUUUGCCUUGGAAUAUGCAUCUAUGAGCGGCUGCAAAGAAUUUCACUUAGACUGCGCGAAGAAGAAAACACAUGUCAAAUCCUUGCAGCAGUUGGAGUAGAAGCAUUGUAUCGUAAAUUUGAGACGGCCGUUGAACUCAAGAGUGGUGUAUCAAAACUUCAACUGUUAUAUGAAGAAAUAACACAAGAAGAAUUAACAAGACAGCAACGAAAAGAACAGAAAAAACUUAAAAAAAGGAAGAAGAAGGAACGCCAGGCUGUUGAGGGCAAAUGCAAAGAAGCUGAUUCAGAGGAACCUGAAGACAAGUGCCAAUGUGAAGAAUGUUUAUUAGAAGAAAGAGAUACUCCAACCGAUUUGCUAACAACUCGUGAUUUCAACCAGUGCUUUGAUGGAAUACAAUCAAAUGGUGAUAGUUGUCUAUCAUGUCAAGAAGAUUUUACAAAACUUUGUUCUCCAAAGAAGUUAGGAAAAAAACUAACUAAAAAUGGUAACUUAUCACCUACUGAACAUUCUCAAGACUGUGGUUACUCAUCUGGUAAUAAUGGUGGUUGCUGUGAAACAAUGUCUGGUUCAUCUUCUUUAAUGAGUUCUCCAGAAGGUUCUGAGGUUGCUUGUUCAGAAGGAUUUUGUAAUCACGAACGAGGAGAUUGUUUGGACAUGCCCAAACAUGACAAAAUUUCAUGCACUGGUUUCACACUUUCUCUGCAAGAAAUGUUGGACACAUGUUCAUCAGAUGAAGAAAAAGACACCAGUUAUAUUCCCAUUGAAGAAGUACUGGAAUUUAAAUCACGGAGAAACAUUACAGAAAAAAGGCAAGAGCUAAGACAGAAUUUAAGACAAAAGUUUGCUCAGUUAUGUGUGAAUACACCACAACUACCAUCUGUAAUGCUUAAGCAGGGUAAAAAUCCCGUAUAAUAUUGUAAUAAAAUAUUGUAACAUUCAAACUGCACAUGACUCAAAAAGCCUCUGUCAGUAGGUAAAAACAUCUGUAUUAAACAGAUAUAAAUUCAUAUAAAAUUUUAUUUUACAAUAUUUAUAUUUAUUUUAUAUUAAUUCAAAUUGAUUGCUCAUUAAAAGUUAAAUUAAAAAGCAUUUUUUAUACAAUUUUUAUUAAUGCUAUAAAAUCAUAAAAAUAAUUUUAGUAACAAUUUCCAUUUUGUAGGACAGUUCACAUAAACAAUAAUCAUGUUCCUGAAAUAUAUUCGAAUCCUAUCAAUUAUGUCAAUGAUUCUUAUGUAGGUAUAUUUGAAAAGGUGCUUAUAGCAUAUGUAUUAAUAUAUACAAUUAUAUUAUAUAAUUAUAAGUUUUAUUCAUGCAGUGCAAGUUUGAAUGAUUCCAAGUUUUUAUGAUAUUAUGAAAUUAUUGACUGGAUAACACCAGCAUUUAACAAAUAUUUACUGUUUAAAAUGUUAAAGCUUUGUAAUGAAAUAUAGUAGCAUUUUGAUCAAAUCAUUUAAUUUUCAUGCUUUAUGUGACUCAAUAUAUUAUGUGGUACACAAAUGAGUUAUUUUUCGCUCUUUAUGAGUAUGCUUUAACAGCAUGUUGUUGGGAGUUACUAUGGCUAGUUUGCCAAUGUUGUAAAAUCUGAAAACAUUUGUAACUCAGUCUUAAAUAUACUAUCGAGUCUAAA